This is a messenger RNA of Scomber japonicus (chub mackerel), 1410 nucleotides long. Its product is annotated as zinc finger protein 420-like. Lineage: Eukaryota; Metazoa; Chordata; Actinopteri; Scombriformes; Scombridae. Gene Ontology annotation, biological process: negative regulation of transcription by RNA polymerase II; regulation of cytokine production; regulation of immune system process. The transcript has 5 exons. Bases 82 to 1281 code for a protein of 399 amino acids. The record is from RefSeq and is a predicted model, not a curated record.
GCGCCAUAAAGACACGAGGACGAGUCACGGAGCGUAGAUAUGUUUUGAACGGUGGUAUGUUAGAAAAUAUGUUUUGUCCAAAUGCUGAACAGUAAGACUUUGUUCACUUUGCAGACUGACAUGGAAGGUCUGCUGGAGUUUACUGUCCAGGAUCGCCACAAGAGAGGAAUGGAGAAGAGCCAGGACCCAGAGCACUGCACUGAGUACACCGUUAAAAAGGAAGAAUCAGACCCAGUAGCUGUUACCACCAUUAAACAGGAGAGAGACGGUCUGCUGGAUUUUACUGUCCAGGAUCACCUCAACAGAGGAAUGGAUGAGAACCAGGACCCAGGGCACUACAUUGAGUACACUGUUAAAAAGGAAGAAUCAGACCCAGUAGCUGUUACCACCGAUAAACAGACUGACAUGGAAGGUCUGCUGGAGUUUACUGUCCAGGAUCACCACAAGAGAGGAAUGGAGGAGAACCAGGACCCAGAGCACUGCACUGAGUACACCGUUAAAAAGGAAGAAUCAGACCCAGUAGCUGUUACCACCAUUAAACAGGAGAGAGACGGUCUGCUGGAUUUUACUGUCCAGGAUUACCUCAACAGAGGAAUGGAUGAGAACCAGGACCCAGGGCACUACAUUGAGUACACUGUUAAAAAGGAAGAAUCAGACCCAGUAGCUGUUACCACCGAUAGACAGAGCGUUCACACUCGAGAGAAGCUGUACACCUGUGGGCUAUGUGGGAAAAAAUUUGCUGACAUCGCUUCCAUAAAAGUUCACCAUCGCAUUCACACUACAGAGAAGCCGUACAGCUGUAACAGAUGUGGGAAAUCUUUCAUUAGACAUGCAAAUCUUAAAAAUCACAGACGCAUUCACAUUGGAGAGAAGUCGUACAGCUGUGACCAAUGUGGGAAAACCUUUGCUACAAAUGGCCAGCUUAAAAGUCACCAACCCAUUCACAAGAAGCCGUACAGCUGUGACCAAUGUGAGAAAGCCUUUGCUACAAAUGGCCAGCUUAAAAGCCACCAACACCUUCACACUAAGCCGUACAGCUGUGACCAAUGUAGGAAAACCUUCGCUACAAAUGACCACCUUAAAAGCCACCAAUACAUGCACACUGGAAAAAAACCAUACAGCUGUGACCAAUGCGGGAAGACUUACGCUACAAUAAGCCAUCUUAAAAACCAUCAAUUCAUUCACACUAAGCCGUACAGCUGUGACCAAUGUGGGAAAACUUUCUCUACAGGCGGUGCUCUAAAAGCCCAUCGACGCAUUCACACUGGAGAGAAGCCGUAGUGGUGUGACCAAUGUGGGCAAACUUUCACUCAAGACAGUACUUUAAGAAGCCACCAGCGUAUUCACACUGGAGAGAAGCCAUACAGCUGUGAUCAAUGUGGGAAAACUUACACGACAGUCACUGCUCUA